GCGCGGGGAGACGGGAAAGGCGAAGGCGGAGGAGGGCGGGCUCAGCAUCGGUGCCCCCCGCGCCUGCCGGGGACCCCCGCACGGGGCGCCGGGCGCCAUCCCCGCGCCCAUGGUGGACGUGUCGUACGGCGUGCCCGAGGGGCUGCCCGACGCCUCGCUGCUGGGCGACGCCGGCGCCCGUCUGGCGGCCAUGGAGGACGGGCGAGAAGAUGCGUUCGCCACACUGUUCAAGCUCGUGGACAACGUGCUGGAGUUCCCCGAAGACGCCAAGAAGCGCCAGGUCAGGAAGGGGGCCGAGGUAUUCCACCGCAAGGUCGGUCGACACGAGGCUGCCGUGGACUUCCUGCGCGCGUGCGGUUUCAGGGACGCCGACGACCCGGACGAUUCCAGCGAGGCUGGGCGCAGGGCGCUGUUGCAGAUGCCGGUGGCCUUCUUCAUGAGGCUGACGGACGCCCACCACGUGCUGGCGCAGCACGCCGCGCGGGCGGGCCUCCCGGCCCCCGGCCUGCCCGGCGGGGGCGGCUUCAACCCGUACCUCUCCAACCGGCAGUCGACGGACAGCACGAGGACACCGAAGGCUCCCGAGGCCUGGAAGUCGGAGGCGGAGCGGCUGCGCGAGGAGGUCAAGAGGAAGCAGCAGGAGAUGCGCGAGCAGGUGGAAGCCGCCCCGGCCGUCGACGUGAAACCGUCGUGCUUCUGGCUGUCGGCCGGCCGCCGCCUGGAGGAGGCGGUGCGCGAGGCGGAGGAGCAGUCGCCAGAGGAGGCCAGGGCCGCGGACAACGCGCUCUUGCAGUCCCAGGUCGCCAGCGCCAAGAGCGCGAUCGCCGGGCCGAGCAAGUUCGAGAGCGCCGACAAGCGCCGCUUGGCGGACCUGUCUCGGACGCGCGUGUACGCGUUCUGCAUACUGCGGAUAAUCUGCCCCGACAAGUCGGUGUUGCAGGUGCAGUUCCGCGCUGGGGACAGGGGCGCGCGCGUGUUGGAGGCCAUCCGGCCGCUGCUGGCGCCGCAGGUGCAGGCCGCUGGUUGGUACAUCUACCAGACGCCGCCGCUCCGGAAAUUGAAUCCGCAGGAGACGCUGGAGAAGGCCGGCCUCACGCCGGGGGCCAACAUGUACCUGGGCUUUGAGCAGGACAAGCCGCCGCCCCCGUACCUGGAGGCGCGGCUCGUCGCCCAGCUGGGGCCCGCGCCGCAGGAGGAGGGCCGAGGCGUGAAUGCCGCCGCGGGGCCCACGUUCAGCGGCGAGGCGAUGGGCUGGGGCUCCGGCAAGCGCCUCGGCGGCGGCGCGGCGGCGGCCCCGGCGCCAGCAGCCGCGGAGCGGCCCGCCUCGGGCGCUGGCCGGAGGCU
This is a messenger RNA of Prorocentrum cordatum, 1344 nucleotides long. NCBI's taxonomy places the organism in Eukaryota, Dinophyceae, Prorocentrales, Prorocentraceae. The record is from the annotation of a GenBank genome assembly.